Archocentrus centrarchus (flier cichlid) is the source of this 4867-nucleotide messenger RNA. RefSeq names its product KIAA0753 ortholog. Gene Ontology annotation, cellular component: centriolar satellite; microtubule organizing center. Gene Ontology annotation, biological process: centriole replication; protein localization to centrosome. The transcript has 17 exons. NCBI's taxonomy places the organism in Eukaryota, Metazoa, Chordata, Actinopteri, Cichliformes, Cichlidae. The coding region runs from base 1 to 2346 and encodes 781 amino acids. The record is from RefSeq and is a predicted model, not a curated record.
AUGACUACACAGUCCUUAAAGAGUGGUCCCGGGAUUUCCCUAGCACGGCAGAGUGAAGAGAGAGACUGGGUUACUUUAGGAUUAAGCCGAAAUGUUGACAGCCGCAGCGGUUUAGCAGCCGGGAUGUCCCAAACCAAGCUGCUGUUCAAUGAAGCCAUCCCUGCAAGUGCUAAAAACCGCACCACCUGGGUUGGCCCGCCUGCCCCCAUUGUCAUAGAGCGACUGCUGCCAGUGUCAGAGGUUCAGGAAACUGUGGACAGCACCAGAAGCUCUUUCAGCUUCACUACACUCUCAGAGGAGAGGCUUCAGGCUGCUGUUAAGUUGGCCAAGCGAGAUCUAAGACGAAGGCGCCUUGAGUCACUGACAAAAUCCUCUGCCAAACCUUCUCAGGAGGCCCCACUCUUUGAAACUAGUGAUGUAGAACUCCUUCAGGACCUUGCAGUCACUCCAAGCAAGAUUAAGUCAAAAGCAUCCAGUCCAAAAGAGAAGGUGACCCAAGCUGGAGCCAAACAGCAUACGUUCCAAAAACAUCCCCUUUCUUCCAUGCCUCGAAUGAGCCAGUCACCCCCAACCAGAGACCCUGGCCAUAGGCAGGUGGAAGGAGGCAAAGAGGCACCCUUAAACCACGAGAUACACAAGCUGCAAAAUGAGCUGGAAGUGUAUAUUCAGAAAGUGGAGGAGCUGGCUAAUAGAGAGGAGAAAAUAGAAGAGCCGUUAGAACCUGAAGAGCAAAACAAGUUGGAGAUACGCAGACAGAAGCAGGCAGCUCGCUCAGCUCGAAUUAUUUAUGUUCUGCAACAACAGGUAAAAGAGAUACAAGUAGAUAUAGAAAAGCUACGAAACCAGAACACGUGGGACACUAAAAAGUCCAUGGCGAUAAACAGGCUUGCAGCUGCACAUCGUGGGGCGCUCAGGGCCUUACAGGUUUUUAUCCACCAACUCUCAGAUCUGUCUCACAAUAAAGUGCCCCCGUAUUCCAAAGAACUGGGUCAGCUGAUUCGCCAGCUCUCUUUGUGCUCAGCUAAGGUUGAAGUGCACCAGGGCUCAGCUGUGCCUGAGACGGCCCUCAACAUCCUGCAGAAACUAGAGACUUUGGAUUCUGCGCUCAGUAAACAAGAGAUGCUCAAAAAGGUGCAGGCUCAAGCAUGCCCUCAACAAAGGAAGUCUCCUCAUCGCAGCAUGUCACCUGCACCCAGGGGUCCCAAAUUGCAAGGAACUGUUCGAGUUCCUUACAAACCCAAGAAUCCCAGAAGGGGCUUGUGUGCAGAUAAGAGAGUGGCCUCAGAGAAACCCAGAACAACUCAAUGGCCCAUCAACAGAAGAGAGGUGCUGAGGACUGGCCUGGAGAGCCUCGGCCAGCAGAGGGAGCUGCAAGAGCUGCAGAGACGAUUUCAGACAAACACUAACACCAGAAAAAGGCUGCCCUCUGAAAGAAAAAAGGCUGAAACAAUGAAGCAUAAUCAGAUGCAAGAUGCAGGCUUCCAGCAGCCCACAGUCUCCUCUCGGCUCAGAGUGAACCAGCUCCCUCAAAAAGAGAACUCUGUGCCCUGGAUACCUACAUCCCCUCACUCUCCUCCUCCACAGCGAUCUCCUCAGAGGGGAAGGCCAGAGCCUCGUUGUCUCUUCUCUCCAGUGAAGCUCUCAUCGAUCUCCGCAAACCCACCGAACCCUCCGAAGCAGAGGGUGGGAGGUGGUUUCGACACUGAAUUAGGCCUGAGCUCACAAAAGAAGGAAGAAGCUCAGAAUGAAGCAUUAAGGAAGGCUUGGCUGGAUAAGAUGACAGCGCAGAGACUGAAAGAGCUCAACCAGCUGAGUAAAGAAGAGACCGAACGCAUUCAGAGAUUAAGGUCUGAAGUUGUCUCGCCAACUCAGUGGGCUGAGCGAGCUGAGCAGAAGGCCAGAGAGAGAAUUCAGCCCCUUCUGGAUGAAGCUGAGCAAAUUGUUGAGUCCAGGAACAGAAUUAACUCGCCACUGAGGAGUCGAGUGCCUGAACAGGCUGCAGAGGAGGCAGAAGAAAAUGCUGAGCAGCGGAGUGAAGAGCUGCUGGACGAUUUGCAGGCCCCCACCCUGGAGAGAAUGCUGCUUCGUAUGGAGGAGAUACAGCGGGACCAGGAGGAAGUGAGGAGACGGUUUGCUUCUAUCACCUACUCAGAUCCUCUGUGCUGGGAACGACCAGGAGGAUCCCAGUCCCAUGCCCUCGGCUCCAGGCCAGCCUCUCCUCAGCCAAUUAGGCUCACAAGGCCAGUGUUGAAACAGACCUCUGCAGUGGAUAUUGUCCUUGAGAAACCUGUGGAGACUGGCAAUACACAUUUAGUACUUUUUCCACAUGACGUGUCUGCCCUGUAAUCACUGUUCCACUGGGAGGCCUUACUCAUCCUACAAAACUCACUUGGUGGCUACAGUACCCAAGGCCGACUCUAUUCCUGACUCUGGCAGCAGACUCCGCAGGGAGACCCUCCACUGCCCAGAGCUUUAGCUGCAGCUGCUAUAACUGCUUAAAUUAACGAGGAACUUGGAAGGAAGAGAAAAGAGACUGCAAGACUAGAAGCUGUUGACACAGGCAAGCCAGCAGGAUACUUAUUCAAGCUGUGGCCAUUAGCAAAUUAAAGUCAGUCAGUCUUCAAGUGCUGCAGGUUCACUUCACUCAGUGGAAACUUUGCCCUAAGAUCCACUUUGCCCGUGACUCAUGUUUGACUCCUCCUAAUGCAUCUAUCAAGUAAUAACUCAAUUCUUUGGCAAACAUAGGUGCUUUUUUUUUUUUUUUUUUUUUGAAGAGGUGCCUUUUUUCAUUAGCUGUUAAUUUUCAGAGGCAUCAAGCCUUCCAGCUUCUUAACAGGGAGGGACAACUGCUCACUCAUUUGGUCUGAAACUCCUUGAAUCGCUGUGGCUCAGUACAGACCUGCCUCCAGCACUUUUAUCCUCAGUCUAGAUUACAGUUCCUCUGGAAAGUGUUGGCACCCCACUGGACCUUUUUGUGUUUUAUUUAGGUUGGUACAUUAAAUCACAGUGGAUGUGACUGUUGUUGGUUUUUUCCUGACAUGGAUCAAUAGAAAAACACUUUGAUUUGAAAGCAAGUGCUAAUCUGAGGAAACAAGCCGACCAGAGUGCUUAUGAAUAUUAGAACACACAAAGGCGAUUGUGUAUUUAUCAGAGAUAAAUAGAAAUUCAGUUGUGCAGUAUAUAGACAAAGGGGAAUGAUUAUAUACUCUUUAUGUGCAGUUGUGUACUACUGUAAACCAGUUUGUGUUAAAUUAGAAUUAAAAUAUGUCAUUGAAUUAUUAAUAAGCCCAGUGGUUCAGCUUUUUUGCAAGACAUAGUUUGUCUAUAUUUGGUUGUUGGUUAAUGUUUUAAUGAAAACACUUGAAAUUUCUUGGCCAUGUUUAGAGAAAAAUGCAGCUGUUUCUGUUGGUGCACCGAUCGAUUAAGCCUCUUAGUAAUCGGUGAGAUUGAAAGAGAAAUUCCGCAGCACGGAGGGUGGGUAGCUUUGCUGUCUGCUGACUCACACAUGCCAUCACACAAUCUUUUUUUUUUUUUUCCCAAAAUUAGACACUUCUGAACUUGUCUGGUAGAAUAAGGAUUCUGUAAGACAUGACUGAUGGUGGUCGUGAUUCUGGAUCUUGCAUGCAUGCGUGGUAUUUUUAGGCUCUGAGGGUGCUUGUUGUGCAGUAAUUGUACUCAUUUGCAUAUGAAAAGUAUUCUAUAUAUUGUCCCUAUUCUGUGCUCUAAAUGAAGACUCAGCCCAUGCAGCAGUCACUCAGUCACUGCUGCAUGAUUUAGUAAAAGUAAAGUAUUAAUUCUUGUGUUUCUUUCAAAUUAAAACAAUCAUAUAUUUGAGUGUUAAAAAGCGAAAGAAUUCGUUCAUGAAGGCUGCACAUGGUGUGGUUUGUGAAUCCUGAGAUACUCUAACAGAUAUGUUUGUUUUUCCCUAAAUCUCUGCAAAAAGUGCAAGCAGGAAGUUGUUGUCUAUCUACAACAGCUCUUUUUCCCUCAGUGCUUUGUCCCCCGUAGAAGUAAUAAAGGUGGAAGUAGGGAGUCGUUUGGUGUGAGAUGGAGAGAGAAAUUGUGUUUAUUAGGCACAUUGUUUUAUAGAGUUGUCUUUGGAGGGCAGAAAGUUGCUUCGUAAAUUGAACUGAACUGUGAGGGUGGUGCGUUGGCUACAUGUGCUGAAGGAUAAAUGGACCCAGGUGCCACAUAAUACAACACAUACCAGCAUAGGAAAAGUUUUUAUUACAGCAUCCGUUCUACUGCAGAAGCAAAACACGGAGGAUGCGCUGCGAGUUAAAAACAGCCUAACCUUAAGUUGUUGCAGUUUGUGCGCUAAAUUUAGCUCUCUUCGAAUUAUAAUGUUAGGGCAUGUCAGAUUGUGUGUGCAGCAGCAUGACUAUCAUAACUAUAACAGCUAAAUCAUUCACCUCGCUAAAUGAAAUGAUCAAAUCUUGAGAUGCCACAGAGCAACAAGUCAACCCACUGGUUGCUCUCUAGGGAGCAUAAUUUUCCAGAGAUCGAGGAAAGUUAUUUUGAUAAGCAGCUUUCCACGGCGGCAGAUAUUCUACAGCUCUCUUUCCUGAUGCUUAUGCAGCCUUCAGAUCAAAACCUGUGGUUAAAAAAUGCGGUUUGUUUUUUUUUGUACUGAUGUGGGAUUGUGUUAAUCCUCUGUCUGUGUUGACCGUCCUGGUGUGUGGUGUAGCAGAAUGACAAGGUUUAAUUUGGGAACAGGAAAAUGUGCAAAGAGCUCAUCAUGUGUGUUGUCUCAGCCCUGAGUAGUUCUUUACAGCCAGCAUUUUUCAGUCCAGAGAGACGCAUCGGGCGACACGCACGUCAUUUCGUGCCUCACACACAUAUUUAUACACACACCACAGGGGGGGGG